Molecule: messenger RNA, 833 nt
Organism: Pyrus x bretschneideri (Chinese white pear)
Lineage: Eukaryota; Viridiplantae; Streptophyta; Magnoliopsida; Rosales; Rosaceae
Product: protein CYSTEINE-RICH TRANSMEMBRANE MODULE 10
Exons: 3
Coding region: 134-583 (149 amino acids)
Source: RefSeq, a predicted model, not a curated record
CAUAAAACCAUAUGCUGUAAGCUAAUUAAUCCUGAAAAGAUUUUUCAUUGAGCAGAGAUACAAAUACUCUCUCUCAAAACCCUAAAUCCGCAUUCUCCUAAUUAAAUUCAUUUUUUCUGUAAAAAUCUGAAGCAUGAAUCACUACAACCAUCAUCAUCAGGCUCCAGCGGUAUAUCCACCACCCCCCACCUCAUACCCUCCGCCGCCUGCCGGCGCAUACCAAGGGUAUCCGCCUCCGUCGUAUCCACCACCACCACAAGUUCAUCAAGGAUACAAUACUAGUACUCAAGGCGGUCCAUAUGUUGUUGCACCACCAGUUGCUUACCCUAUGAAAAGUGAGGGUCCUGGAGCUGGAUACCCCCAACAGCCAGCUCCCUAUCAGCAGCAGCAACAGCCACCUCCCUAUCAGCAGCAGCAACAGCCACCUCCCUAUCAGCAGCAGCAGCCAGCUCCCUAUCAGAAGCAGCAGCCACCAAACUCUCAUCGCCAUCACAGAGGUGGUGGAUUUUGGGCCGGAUGUUGUUCUGCCAUGUUUUGCUGCUGCCUCUGUGAUUUAUGCUGCUUGCCCUGCUCAGUCUUUUAAUCUUUUGGAAGAUCAUCUGUUGUUUGUAACUAUAAAUUUGAUUUGUAUCUGGUUCGUGCGUGCACCGACCGGCCGGUCUCUCAAAUCUCAAUAAUCUUUCCUUAAUUCUGCCUAUGCGAGCUGGUUUCCAUACAGUGAAGAUUCAUUCUCCUACGUGUAAAGUUUUGUAAUAUAUAAUGGUACACGAUUUUUGACACACAUUUUGUGUACUUCGUAAUAUAAUUCAACGAUUUCAACCGCAAUUUUUAUA